AUGCAGUUCCCUGCCUACUACGCCACCGUCGCCAUUCUGGCAGGUCUCAUGUCCGCGCAGGUCGCGGCUCUGCCGACAUCCGGCACCGGCGCUGCGCUCGACGCCCGCAGCUGCGAGACCAAUCCCUACGGAUGCGGACAAAACGGCUAUGUCGACGAGAACGGCAAGGUCCAUACUACUCCAAGGAUUACAAGCAAGAGAGAUGAGGAAACGAACGAGGAGACGGCCGACGGCGCGGCCGAGCUUGACGCCCGCAGCUGCGAGACCAAUCCUUACGGAUGCGGACAAAACGGCUAUGUCGACGAGAACGGCAAGGUCCAUACUACUCCAAGGAUUACAAGCAAAAGAGAUGAGGAAACGACCGAGGAGACGGCCGACGGCGCGGCCGAGCUUGACGCUCGCAGCUGCGAAACAAACCCCGGCGAAUGUCCUCAACAACAUCGUGCCGGCGUUAACAAGGAAGUCAAUCCUACUACACCGCUCACCACCAAGGACCAUCCUAAUUCGGCAACAGAGCCUUCGGGGCAUAGCACAGGGCGUCGCGCGCUUGCUUUUUAA
Molecule: messenger RNA, 558 nt
Organism: Pyricularia pennisetigena
Lineage: Eukaryota; Fungi; Ascomycota; Sordariomycetes; Magnaporthales; Pyriculariaceae
Exons: 1
Coding region: 1-558 (185 amino acids)
Source: RefSeq, a predicted model, not a curated record